UUGUACCUUGUAUCCAUUUGCUGACAAACAAACCUGUGAGGGCAGACUAAUCCUAGUUUGCAAUAGUUUCAUGGCGGCGUGGAUAAGCGGGAAACUCAAAAUUAAAGAGGGGUCACAGCCAAAAUAUCUGACAAAAAGGGCUACUGUCGAAUCUUCCGCAACUAUUAUGCCAAGAAUAAACUUUAAGGUUUAACUAUAUAAUAGCAUUGCAAAACCCUGUAUGUAUGCAGGGUCUUAAAAAAACCAUGUAAUAACAAAGCAACAAGGCGUAGGAGCAUAGGAACUGUGAAAUAGAAAGUCGUUGUUGAACAUCCAGAAUGGACCGAGCGGACUUCACGAGACUAAGGUUCUCCUCCUCUGUCAAGUGGAUAUUAACAACACCGAGCACACGUCCUCUUCCCAGUUGUGUAGGCUAUCUUUUGCACAGGGCAACGUUCUAGUUUCCACACACUUAUUGCUCAAGGCUAUCUUUUGCGCAGGGCAACAUUCUAGUUUCCACACACUUACUGCUCAAGGAAUAAUACCUACAUAAAACAUUUGUAUAAGGAUUGACUGGAAUUUUGUUCAAGAUGGUUGAGCUUUUAUUUGAGGAUAUCUUUACUAUAACGAGGAUUGACCCAGAUGGCAAAAAAUUUGACAAAGUCUCACGAAUUGAAGCCCAUAGCGAGCAAUUUGACAUGCACAUGCUUCUUGAUGUGAAUAUUGAUGUAUAUCCUGUUUCCGUUGGAGAGAAGUUUACUGUUGCAUUGGCACCGACAUUGAGUCUGGAUGGUACUCCAGACACUGGUUAUUUUACUGGUGGGCGAAAAUCACUAGCUGACAAAUAUGAAUAUGUCAUGUAUGGAAAACUCUACAAGAUCUCCGAGGAGGGUUCUGGAGCCAACGUCAAAGUGGAGAUCUAUGCGUCAUAUGGAGGUCUUCUGAUGCUGUUGAAGGGCGAUCCUUCAAAUGCUACCAAGUUUGAGCUGGACCAAAGAUUGUUUCUUUUGAUGAGGAAGGUUUGACAUGAUGGACAACUAUUGAAGUACAGCUUUUUGAUAGACACAGGAAAUGUUUAUAUACAUAGAUCAAAAGGAAUCCAUGAAGGUGAAUCAUGUGGCGAACAUAUGUAAUGGUAUCUGACUUUGUGUGGAUGUUUGUUUGUGUCCAGGAGAAACUACAAAUCCUCCCUUUUUUAAUUUGUGUUCCAGGCUGGUAUUAGAAUGUUUAAAAUUAACAUGUAGUCUUUUUUUUCACAUGCAACUGGUUACGAUAUGCUGCAAUUUGAGUUUCUACUUCUAAGAGUUGGACACAAGCCUGUGUACAUAUGGACAAUUAGAAAUACUUAUGCACAGGAGCACUUUUUAUCUAUAGAAAGUUUCAUUAGUCAAUUUAAUCAACUAAGAGAUGCAACAAACAGGGACUAAUCAGAGAGCCCAACUGCAUAUAUUUAUAUAUGCAGAAUUAAGGAGAUAUUUGUUCAAACUAUUUUAAUUUUGAUUCAAUGCGUGAAGAAUUUGGUCUAAAAUCUACUUAAAACAA
Messenger RNA from Cryptomeria japonica (Japanese cedar), 1521 nucleotides. Its product is annotated as DNA-directed RNA polymerases II and V subunit 8A. Gene Ontology annotation, biological process: DNA-templated transcription. The record is from RefSeq and is a predicted model, not a curated record. The transcript has 8 exons. Bases 570 to 1004 code for a protein of 144 amino acids. Gene Ontology annotation, cellular component: RNA polymerase III complex; RNA polymerase II, core complex; RNA polymerase I complex. Lineage: Eukaryota; Viridiplantae; Streptophyta; Pinopsida; Cupressales; Cupressaceae. Gene Ontology annotation, molecular function: DNA-directed RNA polymerase activity.